This is a messenger RNA of Dama dama (fallow deer), 3463 nucleotides long. It is a transcript of the gene EDAR, whose product is annotated as ectodysplasin A receptor. The record is from RefSeq and is a predicted model, not a curated record. Gene Ontology annotation, molecular function: signaling receptor activity. Gene Ontology annotation, biological process: positive regulation of canonical NF-kappaB signal transduction; positive regulation of JNK cascade. Gene Ontology annotation, cellular component: plasma membrane. The transcript has 12 exons. Bases 201 to 1550 code for a protein of 449 amino acids. Lineage: Eukaryota; Metazoa; Chordata; Mammalia; Artiodactyla; Cervidae.
UGGGCUGACAGUGAGAGACCGGAGCCCAGGCAGCUCUGUGGCCGCCUGCCCCACCAGCACCUGCUCCCUGGACACGGCCUGCAGCCAUCUGUGAGCCCAGGCGCCGCAACGGGACGGAGCCUGGCUUUCUUCAAGGACCAUCUUCUGCUGGGAUUGGAAACAGAACCCCCAGUGGGGUCCAGGUGACCCCUCGGGACAGGAUGGCCCACAGGGGAAGCCGCACAGGGAUGGCCUGGCUGCCUGUCCUGCUGGCGUCCCUGGGGUGCUGGGUCAGCGCGGAGGAGGCCAGCUGUGGCGAGAAUGAGUUCUACAACCAGACCACCGGGCUGUGCCACGAGUGUCCGCAGUGCGCGCCGGGGGAGGAGCCCUACCUGUCCUGCGGCUAUGGCACCAGGGACGAGGACUAUGGCUGCGUCCCCUGCCCCGCGGAGAAGUUCUCCAAGGGCGGCUACCAGAUCUGCCGGCGCCACAAGGACUGCGAGGGUUUCUUCCGCGCCACGGUGCUGACCCCGGGGGACACAGAGCGCGACGCUGAGUGUGGGCCCUGCUUGCCUGGCUACUACAUGCUGGAAAACAGACCGAGGAACAUCUACGGCCUGGUUUGCUACUCCUGCCUGCUGGCACCCCCCAACACCAAGGAAUGUGUGGGAGCCGCCUCAGGAGUUUCCGCCAACUUCCCCCGCACGCCUGGCAGCAGCACCCUGUCCCCGCCUCAGCUCGCCCACAAAGCAGAGCUCUCGGGCCAAGGACACCUGGCCACCGCCCUGGUCAUUGCCAUGUCCACCAUCUUCACCAUGGCUGUCGCCAUCGUCCUCAUCAUCAUGUUCUACAUCCUGAAGGCCAGGCCAUCCGCCCCAGCCUGCUGCCCCAGCGCCCCCGUGAAGAGCCCAGAAGCCCCCGUGAGCGAGGAAGAGGAGAAGAAAGAGGCCCAAGACAACGUGGUGAUCUUCUCCGAGAAGGAUGAAUUCGAGAAGCUCACGGCGGCUCCAGCCAAAUCAGCUAAGAGCGAGAACGACGCCUCAUCAGAGAAGGAGCAGCUGCUGAACCGGAGCCUGGACAGCGACGAGGAGCCGGCCCCAGAUGGGCAGGGCCCCCCAGAGCUGUGCCUGCUGUCGCUGGUCCACCUGGCUAGGGACAAGUCAGCCACUGCCACCCGGGCGGCUGGGAUUCAGAGUCGAAGGAAGAAGAUACUGGACGUGUAUGCCAGUGUGUGUGGUGUAGUGGAAGGCCUCAGCCCCACAGAGCUGCCCUUCGACUGCUUGGAGAAGACCAGCCGGAUGCUCAGUGCCACGUACAACUCGGAGAAGGCGGUGGUGAAGACGUGGCGCCACCUGGCCGAGAGCUUUGGGCUCAAGCGGGACGAGAUCGGUGGCAUGACGGACGGGCUGCAGCUGUUCGACCGCAUCAGUACGGCCGGCUACAGCAUCCCCGAGCUGCUCACCAAGCUGGUGCAGAUUGAGCGGCUGGACGCCGUAGAGUCCCUCUGUGCAGACAUCCUGGAGUGGGCGGGGGUCCCGCCGCCCGCUGCCCCGCCGCCCCCCGCAUCCUGAGCAGGGCCGCAGUCCCCAAGGCCAGGCUGUCUCCUCUGCACACCAGGGGUACCUCGCUGGUCCGAGGAACAGGAGGACACAGGCCUGUCUCCCAGUCUAACCAGACAGAAGAUCCGUGUGGACAUGAGGUUGCGCUGGCCUCACCAGGCACAAUGGGUCUGUGUGCAUUUAUCUGGCCCACCCCCACUUGCUCCUCCAGGGACGCGCUCGGCACUGCCCAGCGUGCACCAGCGGUGCCUGGAGGACAUAAUGGAGCCUGUCUGUCCUGUGGGGAGUGCACCGCCCCAGGAGACGUACUUUUCUGGAAGACGGCACACAGCCCAAGGGGGUGUGGGAAUGGGGGCACAGCUUGGGGGAGCUGCUUCCCUGGGGGUGGGGGGCACCCCACGAAGAACGCAGCUCUGAGGUUGGGAAAAGGCUGCAGAGGCACCACGUCCUCCUGCUCCAGGCUCAGUGUGGGUCUGCACCGCCUGCGGGACCCUGGGCUCACUGUCCCUGCGGCCCUUCUGCCUGCAGGAUGCCUGCCCCCCACGGAUGUCCAAUCAAGGGCAGCCUCCUGGCUUCACUCAGUGCCGCACAAGUCCAGCCUCAGGACCGGGAUCCCUGAACUGCCUCUGCUUUCUUUUUCAAGUGGACUGGACCCUCUGGGGCAGUAGUGCUCAGGGACACAAGUCAUUUGCUUCAAACAGAAAUGAGUGGUUGGCUCUGCUUGGAAAGGGAAACAUGGAAUCCUCAGGCUCCAGAGGGUCUUGGACAGGGAUGUGCCUCGUGGGCCUCCCAAGCCCCUUGGGGAACGUGGGGUCUGUAGCCAUGGGGACCUGGUUUGCUUGUGCUAACAGGGGCCAAUUUCUUCCCCUCUCAGGGCUCAGUUUGUUUCUCUUUUGAAAAUAAGAGGUUAUUCUGUGAUUCUAAGAGAAAGUAAAGUUGGGGCAAGCAUACCUGAAGGGGGUCUGGAGACCAUGCCAGGCCUUCCAUGGAUGUGAGUGUACUGUGAGCUGCCUGGGGAAAUGGGAAUGAAAACAGAACUGAGUUCUCACUGUGACUUCAAGUGUCUGGCAGACACUGAGAGAGGGGCUUAACAGCCUUGUUCUGGCAAAUUCCCUGAGGACAUCUGCCGUGGCCAGAGCCAGGAACCAGGGGUGAGCAUGCAGGUUGAGGGUGGUUAACUGUGAAUUCUCUGCUCAACCCCCAGGGACAGACCUGACCCUAGUUAUUCCUAAAUUGAAAUCAGUCUCUGGCUUAUACUUUUGUGAAAUGACAAGUCCCAUGACUGACAAAUGCUUCUGGGGAGGAAACGAGGUGUAUGCAGAGGGCAACACACAGCCUCCCACCCCUGAACACAGAACAUGCCGGCCAUUUAACACCAUUGUUGUUUGUGGUGUCAGCUUGCUGUGCCCCCACUGGGCACACACACACACACAACCUGGUUACCCUCUGUCCCCAUGGCCCCUUGGCACAAUCCCGGCUCUGUGAUGCUGCUGCUGCUGAAGCCACCUUCUCUGAGGCUGCUGACAUCAGAGGAGGCAGAGCAGGUGGCCACAGGGCCAGCGGUGCCAGGCCUGUCUCGGGGGCUCAACCCACCGUGUGCAGGGAGUUCGUCCUGACAGUGACUCAAUCCUUCGUCAUCUGCUCACCUGGAGACAGACCCAGGCAGGGGUCACUCUGGAGGGCUUGAGCCUACAUGACAGGUUCAGACCACUGAGUCUACAAGGACUCUCACCGAGCAAAGCUGGGCUCCCCCUGCUGCCCCGUGUGGCCACAGCCACUGUUCCUGCUGAAAUAAACACACUCAGAAAAUACCCCGGCCAGAGCUGUGGGCCCUGGCCAGUGGAACCUUCAUUGUCAAUGUUUGUGUCUAGAUCUGUUUAUAUAACUUAUUAUGUUUUACAAUUUCAAUAAACUAAUAACAAGAA